AUGACACGCCGGCUAGUCUUUCUCAUUUUUGCCGUGAUCCUCCGCGUCUUCUGUUUGUCUUCUUACAGUCUGAUAUCGACAUACUAUCCGCAGCACAUCAAACAGCCGCCCUACAACCAGCACCACCCGUCGGAGUUCACAGGAUACGUGAUAGCCUCGUUCUCUGUGACCUACUUGCUGGGUUCCAUCGUUAUUGGAUACUUUUCGCUCAAGUUCUACGGUAGUAAGUUCUGUUUAGUAACCGGACUGUUUCUAGUCGGUGGAGCGUGGAUAUUGUUUGCCGCAUUGGAUUAUGUGACCGAGUGGAGAUAUUUCUUUGCUUUGUCUCUUGCUCUCAGACUAGCCAUUGGUCUAGGCACAGCUUCAGCAGACGUCUCAUCUUUCUCUCUAGUGAUAUCUUCCUAUCCUGACAAAGUUGGAUUUGUGUCAUCACUAAUGGAAUUGUCAUGGUCUCUUGGUAAUCUAAUUGGGCCACCUUUGGGAGGCUUUCUCUAUGACUGGAAGGGAUUUAUGAUGCCAGCAGGCACAUUAGGAAUAUGUCUUUUGCUUCUCACGUUUAUUGCUAUGUUCAUGCCAACUACUGAGAGCUUGGAGCCAUUGUACACGUCAGAAAAUCAUAUUCCGACUAAACAGUAUAUCGGACUAGUUUGUAGUGUAUGGGCAAUGCUCACAUGUGCUUCAGCCUAUCUAAUAACACUCAGUCUUUCAUUUCCACAAGCAACCUUGUCUGAUUUCUUACACACCAAGUUUGAUUUCUCACCCAGACAAGUGGCAUUUGUUUUUCUCGCGAGUGGAGUUGCCAAUGUUAUAGUAUUACCUGUUGUGGGUCGACUGUGUGAUGUGAUAAAUCCGAGAUGGUUUGUACCGAGUGGAAUUAUUACGGCGGGUGCUGGUGGAUUCUUUCUCAUGUCGUUUGGACACUCCAUUGUCUUGCAAGUUCUUGCACAAGUGUUCAUAGGGAUAGCAACUGCAUUAUCAUUUGGUUCUUGCUACACAGAUCUAUACAAAGAAUUCUGUAGAAAACUACAAAUAGAGAAACUUGAUGAAACUGCAAGUGGAAAGGUCUACUCUGUUUUCAACAUUUUUGCCAAUCUUGGUGAAAUUACUGGUUCUGCUUCGGGUGGAGCGACUGCAGAUCUUCUGGGUUUUACCAAGACUGCCCUGAUAUGGGGUAUCAUUAUAACAUCAUUCGGAGGUGUCUAUUUGUUGUUAUUUAUAAUUUCAAGACUAUGUCAUAGAUGCAAGGCCCGUCCUUUGUGGGGGCAGUGUAGCGUUGAGACAGAAGACUAGCUCAGUCUGAGCAUCAGAUUGGAAGCAAAGAUGUCAGGCUUAUUGUAUCAUUGUAGUAUCCUUUAAUAAGCAGGAUGCAGUCAGACUAAAGAAGCUAAGCUAAGACAGGUACAAGUACGAAAAGUGUUGUUGUUGUUGUUGUUGUUGUUGUUGUUGUUGUUGUUAUCAAACUCAAUACAAUGCUGGUCAGAGUACAGAUUGUCUUAUUCAAGCUUAUUAACUAACAAGAUCAACUGGAUAGCACGGGAGACACCGAGUAGGUGUCCGAUCUCAUUGUAGCUCUGUAACGUCAUCGGAAGGAUCUACUGUGAGGUUCACAGAAUUGACCUAUUUCCAGAUAUGGGUACUGUUCUUACGUAGUAACCAUAUUUUGUGGUAGCUGGUGUGCCCAGCAGUCGUCCAAGUCUAUGUUGGCACGCUCUUUGAGUUCUUUAGUGGCAAUGACUUGCUUGCUCGUUGCUGUGGAGCUAUUUUGUAAAACAAGAAAUGACAUAGUUUGAAUUGCACCAAGUGCCGUUGCACAAGAUCAGCUAUCCUAACACCCAACAAGACACUACCUGUAAUGUUUGAAGCCUUGAAUAGAAUGGUCUACCUAAUUUGGCCCCAGGAAUGUCAAGCAAAGCGAACUUGGCAUACAAUAUCAACAAAGACUAUAACGCUCACUAGGUAUUAGUUAGCCUCAUACCAGACCCUCUUGCGCCGUCGUGCCCAGUUCCUGUAUAGCACGACAAUGCCGGAAGACUAGUAUUGGUCAGCAUAUCGCUUGGCAACUAGAAUAUGACUAUAAUUGCCGCUCACUAUGAUUAUUAUGAUUAUUAUUAUUAUUAUUAUAACAAUAUAUAUUUACUGAAUGAA
Messenger RNA from Corticium candelabrum, 2145 nucleotides. Its product is annotated as MFS-type transporter SLC18B1-like. The transcript has a single exon. Bases 1 to 1290 code for a protein of 429 amino acids. Lineage: Eukaryota; Metazoa; Porifera; Homoscleromorpha; Homosclerophorida; Plakinidae. Gene Ontology annotation, biological process: transmembrane transport. Gene Ontology annotation, molecular function: transmembrane transporter activity. The record is from RefSeq and is a predicted model, not a curated record.